AACUCCCUUAAACUUCCCCUUUGCUGCCUCUCUCUUUCUGUCUCAUUUCUGUCUCACUUUCAACCCCCCCCCCCCCCCCCCCCCCCCCCCCCCCCCCCCCCCCCCCCCCUACACAUUUAGAAACAAAGAUUAUACACAUAUACAUACAUAUGGCAGAGCUGGAGUUGCAUCAAAGUAAAGCUUCUAACACCUCUGCCGCCGCGAGUAAUGGACGUCUGAAGCUAUUUGGGUUCAACGUAACGGAAGACGAAGAAGUAGAGUCGACGAAAACGCCGUCUGGGUCGCCGGAAUCCGGCGGUUUUCCGUCAUCGGACGGCCGGAAGUACGAGUGCCAGUACUGCUGCCGGGAAUUCGCGAAUUCCCAGGCGUUGGGCGGCCACCAGAAUGCUCACAAGAAAGAGAGACAGCAACUGAAGCGUGCCCAAAUGCAAGCCAGCCGGAACGCCACGCUUUCCUACAUUCGGAACCCCAUGGUCUCCGCCUUCUCCCCGCCGGCCCACCUCCUGGCCUCGGCCGCCGGCCCCGUCGUCGUCCCCGCCGGCGCAGCCGCUUCCCCGUCCUGGGUCUACGUCCCACGCGCCCCGCCUCCCUUCCACGUGUCGCACGGCUGCGUUUUCCCGGCGUCCGCCGCCGCCGGGAGAGGCGUGGGGAACUUCUCGUACGCCGCCGGCACCGUGGCGGAUUCCGCCGUCACGUCCGUUGGGCGCCCGUCGGUCCAGGCCCAUAGCGCCAAAAUUGAUGGGCCGUCGUUGAGCCGGUUCUCCAGAGCCGACGAUGGGCCCAAUUUCGACGACGCAUUCGGCUUGGAUCUGCAUCUAAGCCUAGCGCCAGCCGCGCCUUGAGUCGGCUCUCACUCACAAGUGAGAUCGGCUUGGAUUGGCUAUAGACUAUAGUCAGCUGAUGUUAUUUACUCCAAUUCGGAUCUUUAAUUUGUACAUUAUUAAGAUUUAUUUAUUUAUUUUUAUUUAUCUAUCAACGGGAAAAAAAAAAAUUUAUGCUACUAAUUUCCUCUUCCCCCCCACCUGAAAUUAUGUGUUCCACUUUAUAAUCUUAUGAUGUAACCGGAUGUAGAUAUUGAUGUGAAUUUGAGAAA
Messenger RNA from Ipomoea nil (Japanese morning glory), 1093 nucleotides. Its product is annotated as zinc finger protein 6-like. The transcript has a single exon. The coding region runs from base 150 to 842 and encodes 230 amino acids. Gene Ontology annotation, biological process: gibberellic acid mediated signaling pathway; trichome morphogenesis; trichome differentiation. The record is from RefSeq and is a predicted model, not a curated record. Lineage: Eukaryota; Viridiplantae; Streptophyta; Magnoliopsida; Solanales; Convolvulaceae. Gene Ontology annotation, cellular component: nucleus. Gene Ontology annotation, molecular function: transcription cis-regulatory region binding; DNA-binding transcription factor activity.